Messenger RNA from Aphanomyces invadans, 1323 nucleotides. RefSeq lists its product as hypothetical. The transcript has a single exon. Gene Ontology annotation, molecular function: protein binding. Lineage: Eukaryota; Oomycota; Saprolegniomycetes; Saprolegniales; Verrucalvaceae. Bases 1 to 1323 code for a protein of 440 amino acids. The record is from RefSeq and is a predicted model, not a curated record.
AUGGCCCACCGGCACGUUAGUGCGACCAAGAUCCAAGCCACGUUUCGCAUGUGGAAAGGCAAAGUGAAAGCGUACGCGGCAUUUCUUGGCCGCCAGCGACGGUCGAAGCACUACGCGAUCCGAUAUCUUUACUACCAGGGGGUGGUCAACCCAGCGUCGGGGGCCUGGAGUCACUGGCGCCUUGUUCAAGAAGGCGCAAUGCAUGUGUUGGUGCAAUUCUACAGGGCUUCCCUGCGGUCACGUGGAUGGAUGUCGCCGUCGUGGAUUCGGCACCGCUACCAACGCGCGGCGCACAUCCAAGCGUGGAUCCGAGGGUACUUGACGCGAAGAGCCGUGCGUGAGUAUGCGAUGCAGAUGGACAUGGCCGCGCGGUGCGUCCAGCGAGGAUGGCAUCGCAAGAUGGAGUGGAAGAAAUGGCGAAGCGUUGUGGAAGGCAUGCGCGAGAAGAAGCGGCGGCAGGAUGAAGAAGACCGGGCGAGCGGCAUCGCCAAGACACGAAUGAAGCAGUUUGCGAAUGACAUGUUGAACAGACAAUCCAAGUACGCGAUCGUCUUGCAGCGCACGUAUCGCACGUGGAAACAGCGCCACGUGUUCAAAAAAGUUCGCGACGCCCGUGUGACCCAGUGGAAAGCAGAGGGCGGCGCGAAGUUGGACGCCCACAUGACUACGUCGUGCAGCCAUCCUGUUUUCCGGGCCCAAGUGUGGACAGAUACCAUGGCCAAAGCGGCCAAAGUGUCCCAGGAGCUAGUCAUCGACCAGGACAAAGAAAUAGCGUACGACGAGAUCGUGGCCAAGACGACGGAGCUCAUGCAGCUCAACUUGGACGAAGAGAUCGAUCUUUUGGAAGCCGAAUUGAACCAGCUAACUGACGAAUGCCACAAGGAGUAUGCAACGUACGAGGAGCUGGCGGCAGAAGAGGCCGAGAUUGACGAGUUGGUCGGGUACUUUCACCGAAUUCGCGUCUCGCCCAAGCUCAAAAGCGAGCGAGAAAGUGCGCUGCAGUCUCUUGCCCCGUUUGUCGCGCAAGGAAAGCGCCUCAUCAUCGACACGAGCCGCCUCGCCAACGAAAACAACCGACUCAGUCACGAACUCAUUCGUCUCGGUCAGAUGCAACGCGCGUUUUACAAAUUUGCGUCCGACCGCUUGAGUUUCGACCCACUCUUGUACGAACUCGACAUCCACCGCAUGCUCGAUGCGCUCGAGCCGCAAUGGCAGCCCAACUCAAUGCACCUCAAGGAUGCUGUCCUGGCUCACGUCGACGCCCGCAUGAAAUACGCCGAUGGCGACGUGCCGCUCGGAUUUCCACAGAUUACUGGCUCGUAA